This is a messenger RNA of Eleginops maclovinus (Patagonian blennie), 982 nucleotides long. RefSeq names its product purine nucleoside phosphorylase 4a (gene pnp4a). Gene Ontology annotation, cellular component: cytoplasm. Gene Ontology annotation, biological process: nucleoside metabolic process. Lineage: Eukaryota; Metazoa; Chordata; Actinopteri; Perciformes; Eleginopidae. The record is from RefSeq and is a predicted model, not a curated record. Gene Ontology annotation, molecular function: purine-nucleoside phosphorylase activity. Bases 29 to 910 code for a protein of 293 amino acids. The transcript has 7 exons.
AUCCUUUACCAUCUGUUAUCCAUCCAUCAUGCACAGCAAGGAACAAAUCAGUCAUGAUGAAUACCAGAAGACAGCUGAUUGGCUGAAGUCUCAGACGAAGCACCGCCCCCAGGUAGCGAUCAUCUGCGGGUCGGGACUGGGGAUGCUCGCUGACACGCUCAAAUGUCAGGACUCCUUUGCCUACUCUGACAUACCGGGCUUCCCUCAGAGCACAGUGGAGGGUCACGCAGGUCGGCUGGUUUUCGGGGAGCUGAAGGGGAAGACAUGUGUGUGCAUGCAGGGCCGCUUCCACAUGUAUGAAGGCCAUUCACUCUGCAAGACGACAUUUCCAGUCCGAGUCUUCAAAAUGUUGGGGGUAGAGACUCUGAUCGUGACAAAUGCUGCCGGUUCAUUGGCUGACGGCCUCCGACCUGGUGACAUCAUGAUUAUUAAAGACCACGUCAACUUCCCUGGGCUGGUUGGCCUGAACCCACUGUGCGGACCCAACGACGACAAGUUCGGACCCCGCUUUCCAGCGAUGUCUGGUUGCUAUGACAAAGGUCUGCGCAGCUCAGCGAUGGAGAUCGGGAAGCAGCUGGGCGUGUUUGACCUCAUGCAGGAGGGUGUGUAUGCCAUGGUGGGGGGGCCCAACUUUGAAUCCAUCGCUGAGGCCCGGCUGCUGCACCAACUGGGGGUGGAUGCUGUCGGUAUGAGUACAGCUCCUGAGGUCAUCGUGGCGACUCACUGCGGUCUGAGGGUGUUCGGCCUCUCUCUGAUCACCAACAAGGUUGUGAAGAGUUACGAGGACUCUGAGAGUGUGAACCAUGAGGGCGUGCUGGAGGUGGGCCGGCUGCGCUCUCAGACUGUUCAGCAGCUGGUGACUGAGCUGGUCAGCAGAAUGGAGAUCAACAACAACAACAAUGCUGUUUGAACACACACACACACACACACACACACACACACACACACACACACACACACACACACACACACACACACACAC